Carlito syrichta (Philippine tarsier) is the source of this 473-nucleotide messenger RNA. RefSeq names its product biogenesis of lysosome-related organelles complex 1 subunit 2-like. The record is from RefSeq and is a predicted model, not a curated record. Lineage: Eukaryota; Metazoa; Chordata; Mammalia; Primates; Tarsiidae. The transcript has a single exon. The coding region runs from base 49 to 411 and encodes 120 amino acids. Gene Ontology annotation, molecular function: gamma-tubulin binding. Gene Ontology annotation, biological process: endosomal transport; lysosome localization. Gene Ontology annotation, cellular component: BORC complex; gamma-tubulin complex; BLOC-1 complex.
GGCGUCCUGGCCACCAGGUGAGAGAAGCCGGCCAAAGAUGAUGCCGCCAUGGAGACGGCCGAGGAGGCAAAGGAUCCUGCCAAAGCGGACAUCACGGAGCUCUGCCGGGACAUGUUCGCCAAGAUGGCCACCUACCUGACCGGGGAACUGAUUACCACCAGUGAAGACUAUAAACUCCUGGAAAAUAUGAAUAAAAUAACCAGUCUGAAGUAUCUUGAAAUGAAAGAUAUUACUAUAAACAUUUGUAGAACCUUAAAGGAUUUAAACCAGAAGUAUGCGGGGCUGCAGCCAGACCUAGACCAGAUCAGUGUCAUCGAGGAGCAGGUGGCAGCUUUGGAGCAGGCGGCUUACAAGUUGGACGCGUAUUCAAAAAAACUGGAAGUCAAGUACAAGAAGCUGGAGAAGCAGUGAAAAACUUACCACUACGGGACAAAACCUUUUUUAAUGUGGAGGAAUGUUUUAUGAGCCCUGAG